Molecule: messenger RNA, 5949 nt
Organism: Durio zibethinus
Lineage: Eukaryota; Viridiplantae; Streptophyta; Magnoliopsida; Malvales; Malvaceae
Source: RefSeq, a predicted model, not a curated record
AUACUCAACAUAGUUACCAACUCCCCUCCAAUUAUUAUCCGACCGAAAAACAAAGACUUUAACCAACACUGGUUAAACUCUUCAGCUUUUGCAAAACAGACUGCAAUUCUUUUCCUCUACUUCAUAAUCCUACUCUUUGAUUUUCUAUCUACUUCCAUUCUUCUUAUAAUUCCUUCCUCUAAUUUAUUUCUCAUCAUGUCUUUCAUUGUAGAGCCCGCUCUAUCUGCGUUCUUUGAAGCGUUGUUUGGCAAGUUUACCUCUUCCGAGUUCGAGUUUGUCACUGAGAAGCGGGUUCGCAAGGAGAUUAAGAAGUGGGAAAAUACGCUGAGGAACAUCCGUGGAGUGCUUGCUGAUGCAGAGGGGAAGCAACUGCAGAACCAGGAUGUGAAGCUUUGGUUAGCUGACCUCCAAGACUUGGCUUACGACGUGGAUGACAUCUUGGACGAGUUUGCGACUCGAGCUUUGGGGCGUAAGUUGAUGAAAGAACAUCAAGCCAGCUCAAGUAAGGCACCAAAAGUUAAGCCUACUUGCUGCACUGGUUUACAUCCAAGUUCUAUGAUGUUUAACUAUAAGAUGAUGUCCAAGAUUAAAGAGAUUACUGGAAGACUAGAAGAUUUAGCUACUCAAAAGAGUAACUUGCGGCUAAGGGAGAUCACGAAUGAUGUUGGAAGGCCCAUGACAAUCCCACGAAGGCCGCCCAGUACUUCUUUGGUGAAUGAAGCUAAUGUACUCGGCAGAGACAAAGACAAGAGGGUGAUACUUGAUUUGCUUUUGAGGAACGAUGGCGAUGAUGCUGGUUUAUUCUGUGAUUCCCAUCGUUGGCAUGGGAGGGAUUGGAAAAACAACCCUUGCUCAACUUGUUUACAAUGAUGACAGCAUAAAAGAUCAUUUUGAUCUUAGAGCAUGGGUUUGUGUUUCUGAUGAAUUUGAUAUCAUCAGGAUAACAAAGACAAUUCUGCUGUCAGUCACCUCCGAGCCAUGUGAUAUGAAUGAUUUGAAUUUGCUUCAAGUCAAAUUAAAGGAGAAGCUAUCGAGAAAGAAAUUCUUGCUUGUUUUGGAUGAUGUUUGGAACGACAACUACAAUGAUUGGUUGGCGCUUCGAUCUCCUUUUGAUGCUGCGGAACCGGGAAGCAAAAUAAUUGUCACAACACGUAGUUCCAAAGUUUCAUCAAUUAUGACAACUGCUGCAGACUACUCGUUGCAAUGCUUAUCAGAAGAAGAUUCUCUCAGAAUGCUUGCUCAUGACGCAUUAGAAAGAGAGGAUUUUACAGGGAAUCCAGACUUGAAAGAGAUCGGCUUGGAGAUCCUGAAGAAGUGUGAUGGUUUGCCUUUGGCAACAAAAACCAUUGGAGGACUAUUGCGCACAAAGGUGAAUCGUGAAGCAUGGAAAGUUAUAUUAGAGAGUGAUAUUUGGAAUCUGCCUCAACAUGGAAGUGACGUAAUUCCAGCUCUAUGGUUGAGUUACUAUUAUCUUCCUUCACAAUUAAAGCAAUGUUUUGCUUAUUGCUCUCUGGUCCCUAAAGAUUAUGAAUUUGGUGAGGAAGAAAUAGUUCGGUUAUGGAUGGCUGAAGGUUUUCUCAAUGGACCAGAAACUAAAAGGCAAAUUGAAGAUUUGGGCAGCCAGUGUUUUGAAGAACUGGUAUCAAGGUCAUUCUUUCAAGCAUCUAGCAUGGAUGAAUCUCUGUUUGUAAUGCAUGACCUGAUUAAUGAUCUAGCUCAGUUCGUUGGAGGAGAAAAAUAUUUUAAAAUGGAGGGACAUGAGGAAAUGAAGCGUCCAAGUCACGGUCGCCACACCUCUUAUAUGAUAGGCGAGUAUGACAAUAUCAAAAAAUUUGAGUCCCUUUUUGAAGCGAAGUCACUACGGACGUUCUUACCCUUUAAGAUGCUGGAGAUGUAUGAGUGCUUCUUAAGUAAUAACGUUCCUAAUGAUUUACUGCCGAGAUUGAAAUGCUUGAGGGUGCUCUCUUUGAAAAGGUACCGCAUCACUGAAAUACCAGAUUUCAUUGGAAAUUUGAGACAUUUGCGCUAUCUAGAUUACUCUUAUACUUACAUAAAAGGUCUCCCUGAUUCAAUAUGCACCCUUUAUAAUUUAGAGACUCUUUUAUUAAGGCAUUGUCGGUGGAUUGAGAAGUUACCCACAAAAAUAGGAAUGUUAGCCAACCUUUGCCAUCUAGAUAUUGCCGGUGCAGGUUCAAUGAAGGAAAUGCCAAGUGGAAUUGGUAAAUUAACAAAUCUUCGGGCAUUGUCUAAUUUUAUUUUGGGCCAAGGCGAUGCACUGAAUAUAAGAGAGAUGCAAAAUUUAUCAAAUCUCAAAGGUCAGCUUUCUAUUUCGGAGUUGCAAAAUGUGAAUGAAGCUCAGCAUGCAUGGGAAGCUAAGCUAUCAAGUAAGCCUGACCUCGAUGAUUUAGAGCUGGAGUGGUGUAAAGACUUUGAUGAAAAUUUAAGACAGAAAGAAGUCGAGACAGAGGUUUUGAACUUGCUUCGACCACAUGAAGAGCUUAAAGCGCUUGCCAUCAGGUAUUAUGCAGGAAUAGCAUUCCCAAUUUGGAUAGAAGAUCCUUCAUUUAAAAAUUUGCAAUCAUUAAAGUUUGUAAAUUGUCCAAAUUGCACAUUAUUACCGGCAGUUGGAAAACUACCACUUUUAAAGGAUCUUUAUAUCAGGGAAAUGAAGAGCGUAACUAGUGUUGGCAAUGAAUUCUAUGGAGAGAAUUGGCCAAAUGUGUUUCCAUCAUUAGAGACAUUGCAUUUUGAGGAUAUGCCAGAAUGGAAAGAGUGGAAGGCAUGUGAAGUUGAUGAGCAAGGAAGAAAAUUCCGUUGCCUCCGAGAUCUCCUUAUUGUGGGUUGUCCCAAAUUGAUAGGGCCAUUGCCGGAGCACUUUCCUUCUUUGGAAAAACUUGAGAUUCGUAAUUGCCAAAAUUUGGAAGUUUCAAUUUCAAAUCUUCCAAAGCUAUGUGAAUUAAAAAUUGAUGGGUGUGAAAAAGUAGUGGUUGGGAGUUGUAUGGACCUUUGGUUGGUAAAAAAAAUCAACCUUUCCUACAUUUCAAAGUUUGCAUGUGUAACAAGGGAAAGGAUGUGGACGUUCGAGUGGAUGAAAGUAGAAGAUCUCAAUGUUAAAGGUUGUGAAGAAUUGGUUUCUAUGUGGCAAACUGAGUGGGGUUGGUUGGUGCCUUUGAGAUCUCUUCGUAAUUUAGAGCUCCAAAAUUGUCCGCAGGUUGCUUCUAUAAGUGCAACGGAGGAGGAGGAAAAGGCAGAGAUUUUGCAAUUAGACUUACACUACAACAUUGAACAUUUGGGAAUAAAAUAUUGUGAAGGCUUCCAGAAGUUAUCGAAAAACCUCACGUGUCUUAGAGAGUUAGAGAUUGUAGGGUGCCCAAAAUUGGUUUCACUUUUGGCGGAUAACUUGCCCUCAACUCUUAAAAGUUUGGUGAUUAAGGAAUGUGAGAAUUUAGAGUGCUUAUUGGAAGAUGGGGAGAACAUCAAUUUCAGCAGCACAUCUCUCCUUGAAUUUCUUCAAAUUUGUGAAUGUAAAGCUCUCAAAUCAUUAUCAUCAAGCAGUAAGUUACCCGUGGGGCUUAAAAUGCUGCUGAUCUUUUCCUGUCCAAAGCUAGAAUUUGUAGCACAGGAAAUUGGGGAUAAUACUUGUCUUGAAUCUAUUGAAAUCUGGUAUUGUGAAAAUAUUCAGUAUUUACCCCAAGGAAUGGACAAGCUUAAAUCUCUGGAGCUUCGUGGGUGUGAAAAACUUAAAUCUCUGCCUAGCCUCAACUCUCUUCAAGACUUGAUCAUAUCGAGUUGUCCAAGGGCGACAUCCAUCCCAGAAGGGGGUUUGCCUACCGACCUAACAAGCCUUUACAUCCAUGAACCCAAUGUUGUUAAGUCAGUAAUGGAGUGGGGAUUGCAUAGACUCACCUCUAUUAAAGGUCUCCUAAUUGAUGGUCGUAAUUGUGAUGCGGUGAUAUUUCCAGAAAGGGGUUUGCCUACCAACCUAACAAAGCUUAGCAUCUCUGGACCCAAUAUUGUUAAGGCAGUAAUGGAGUGCGGAUUGCAUGAACUCACCUCUCUUACAACGCUCUACAUUAAUGGUAGUAAUUGUGUGUCAUUUCCACAAGAGGAGAUCAAGCUGCCCCCUUCUCUCAACGUUAUUUCUAUCUUAGACUUCAAAAAUCUAAGGAAGCUAUCCUCCAAAGGCUUUCAGCAUCUUUCCUCUCUUCAACAUUUGUGGAUAGGAGAUUGUCCGAAGCUCAAAUCCCUUCCCAAAAAGGAAGUGCUUCGCUCGCUUUUGGAUCUACAAAUUUUUGGUAGUCCAGUGUUGAAGAAAAGGUGCAAAAGGGAUAAAGGAAAAUAUUGGCCUAACAUCGCUCACAUACCACGUGUUAAAAUUGAUCAGAGAUACACCUACGAAUUAUAAAGAGCAAUGUUUUGACCGGAGCUCCUAUCUUAGAAGAGAAUUUCGCAUUUUGUGUUGAUGGAUGUUUGGAUGCGGCCUUGACUUGUUUCCACAGGAGGAGAUAGGAAUUUCUGUGCAAAGGCUUUCAGAAUCUACCUGUUGAAAAAAUAUGAUUCAAACGUGAUAGAAGAGGAACUGAAUCAAGCUUGAUUGCUGAAUGUUGCUUAAUUGCUGGAUGUAAUCUUUUCUACACGAAAUAGAUGCAGUGAAGCUUAAUACAAGAAUUAAACCAAGCAUCGAUCCUAGUGGACAUGAAAACAUAAGUUUCUUGGCAUUAGAGCAUGAACAAGCUUGAAAUCCAUCCCUUUUCUUCUUUGUAAAAUGGUCAUUGUUUUCACUUGACUCUGCAUGUACUUCAAACUCCUGCAGGAGGUAUUUGUUUCUGCCAUCAUUGAUUGGAUAUGGUAGCAAAAGCAGUAUGAUAGUAGCUAUGCCACAAGAAGUUCUACCAAUUAGUCUUUUGUUUCUGUUGUUGCCAAACUCCUCAUGUCAAAAUGCUUUUGACCAAUUAUGACAGGAUGAGUGAAACUUACUUGAUAUAAUGCUCUCAAGAUUCAGUGGUGGGAACUUGUCUAUUCUGCAUUUCCUCUUCUAAAAGGAUACUUCCUAACUGGCUUCAUGGUUAAGAUUCAUAGAAGUGUACUUGAAUCCCGCAUCAGAAUUUCACGCGAAAAAGAAUAAGCUUUUGGGUUCAACCAUAAUUCUAAAUUGUAUGUUUUGGCUGGCAUUGUUGGAUCUCUUAAUCCUUUCUUCCAAAACAAGUGAUAUUAGAGAGACUAGAGAGCACCUUGGCAAACAUGGCUGGUGAUGUUGAUUCAAGAAACUCCAAUUCUGAAUAGUUGAUGGUGCCUACAAAGCUAUAUAGCUUGAGAACUUGUAUCCUACCAAAAGGAAAAAUAGGUGUCUUUAAGUGGAUGCACAAGGAAUAAAGGGGAUGAGAAAAAGACACCAUCCUUCAAUGAACAACCAGACAUGGUUAUGAUGUCUCCACAAACAGUCCACUUUUGGUGAGAUUGCUCUUGUUAUCCAAGAAAUUUACCUUUUUUUAUGAUAACUUGUUGUAAUAUCAUGUGGUUAAACUAACAAAGACUCAUGUUGUAAUCCCAUUAUUUUGAGUAGUAAAAGAUUGAGUGGACUUGGUCCCGUGGUUUUUUCCCCUUUCCAAGGGGUUUUCCACGUAAAAUUCGGUGUCCUGCUUUUUAUGAGUUGAUGAUCAUUUCCUUUUAUUCCUUUGAUAUCUAAUGAUUAAUUACUAGUCUUUCCGCAUCCUGCUGUGUUGCCAGCCCCCAUUAAUUUGGUUAGUAUCGUUGCCUAGCUGUGAAUGAUGAAUUUCCAUCAUGUAUCAGGCAAAAUCAAAAUUUUAAAAGGAAUUUAUUUGGGAUAGGGGUGGGCUUUGAUAACCAUUUGAUUGGUUGGCUCUCGGGGUGGUAAUUGAAUUGUUGAUUGCUCUAGGUUUUUUGCUGGGUUUUAUGGAUGUCUUAUGCAAAGAACUAUUGAAAUUAAUA